Molecule: messenger RNA, 479 nt
Organism: Cokeromyces recurvatus
Lineage: Eukaryota; Fungi; Mucoromycota; Mucoromycetes; Mucorales; Mucoraceae
Exons: 5
Coding region: 12-422 (136 amino acids)
Source: RefSeq, a predicted model, not a curated record
CUUUUGUCAACAUGAAAACAGAAGAAACUGAAUUACAAAAUAAUAUUCAUACUGAUGAUAAAGAUAUAGAUAUAGUUGAAGAUUUUGCAAAACAAUUAGAUAAAAUUGUGCAUAUUCAAGAAAAUAAUUCGAGUGAAACUGACGAAGAAGAAGAAUUAGAUACUUUUGGAUACCAAGCUUUACCUCAAGAAGACAAUUAUCAGUUAUUAGAUUCAGAUGAUGAAGACCAUUCAUAUACUUUAGAGAAAGAAACAUAUAUUGAAGCACCCAUCAUCGAAUUAGAACCUUCAGAAAGACUAUCUUCAGAUACAACAAAUUUAAUAAAAUCAAUUAUGAACAAUAUUCAAUUAUCGGAUGAAGCAAUACCAGAUUGGGCUAAAAAAAUUCCUGAACACGCUUGGUUACCGCGCGUAAAAAAAUAAAUGUUUUUUUUUUCUAACAAUAAAAUAUGUGUAAAAAAAAAAAAAAAAAAAAAAAAA